This is a messenger RNA of Naumovozyma castellii, 1743 nucleotides long. RefSeq names its product glycolipid translocation protein (gene RFT1). Lineage: Eukaryota; Fungi; Ascomycota; Saccharomycetes; Saccharomycetales; Saccharomycetaceae. The record is from RefSeq and is a predicted model, not a curated record. The transcript has a single exon. The coding region runs from base 1 to 1743 and encodes 580 amino acids.
AUGGAUACAAAGGAGAAGGAUGUAAAUAUUAGCCAGCAAAUCCUGGAGAAAUCCACUAAGGGCGCUACGUUCCUCAUGCUGGGACAGCUCUUCACAAAGGCAAUCACGUUCUUUCUGAACAGUAUUCUAGUGAGGUUUCUGUCGCCAAGAAUAUUUGGGAUCACAGCAUUCUUGGAGUUUAUUUUGGGUACUGUACUCUUCUUCAGUAGAGAAGCUGUUCGUUUAUCCACUUUGAGGAUAGAUGACAAUAAUGAAGAUGAAGAUGAAGAGAAACAAAAAUCAAAUGUUUUACAAACAUUGGCAAAUUUUGCCUAUAUUCCAUUAUGUAUUGGGAUUCCCUUAUCUAUUGUGCUCACUACAUGGCAAUAUAGAAAUAUAAACGCGUAUUUUGUCACCUUGCCCUUUUUCACAUGGUCCAUAUUGUUAAUUUGGUGUAGUAUAAUCAUUGAACUACUAAGUGAACCAUUCUUUAUCGUUAACCAAUUUCUUUUAAAUUAUUCCACAAGAUCAAGUUUUGAAUCAGCUGCUGUGGCCAUAGGUUGUAUCGUUAAUUUCAUUGUCGUCAUAUCUUUUGAAAACAAUUGGAUUGAUUUCUCCAAAUUAGCAAGCAUUUCCUCUGUCAUUGACGAUGAAAUGCUUAGAGAAGGUGUGGCAAUAUUAGCAUUUUCCCUGGGGAAGUUUGCCCAUUCUCUAACACUUUUGACAUGUUAUUUCUAUGAUUACUUGAGGAACUUCAAGGGACAGAAAAAAUCAUUUAAUAUUAAAUUAACAAAGAUCAAAUCAAGAAACUACAUCGGUGAACAUUCAUCCUCAAAGACGAUAAAUAAACCAUAUUAUUUCCAAAGUGAUAUCCUAGCACAUUUUAAAAAGGUUUAUUUCCAGUUAUGUUUUAAGCAUUUACUUACAGAAGGUGAUAAAUUGAUCAUAAAUUCUCUAUGUACAGUCGAGGAGCAAGGGAUAUAUUCCUUGCUAUCUAAUUAUGGUUCAUUAGUAACUCGUCUACUGUUUGCCCCCAUUGAAGAAUCGUUGAGAUUAUUCUUGGCAAGAUUAUUGUGUAACAGCAAUACGAAUAGAAGGAAUCUGAAAUUAUCCAUGGACGUUCUAAUCAACUUGACCAAAUUUUACCUUUAUUUAUCAUUAUUAAUUGUCAUAUUUGGUCCCGUAAACUCAUCGUUCCUGUUACAAUUCGUCAUCGGAUCCAAAUGGUCUACCACUUCUGUGUUAGACACAAUCAGAGUUUAUUGCUUUUAUAUCCCAUUCUUAUCAUUGAAUGGGAUUUUUGAAGCGUUUUUUCAAAGUACAGCCACUGGUGAUCAAAUUUUGAAACAUUCAUAUUUUAUGAUGGUCUUCUCAGGGGUAUUCCUUCUCAAUUGUUGGUGUCUCAUUGAAUAUUUGAAACUUUCUAUCAAUGGUCUUAUCAUUGGUAAUAUUAUCAAUAUGAUUCUUCGUAUUACUUACUGUGGAAGAUUUAUAAGCAAAUUUUACAAAAACUUGUACAUUGAUGAAUCAAAUUCGAAUUCAUUCUUCUUCAAUUUUCAAAAUUUCAAGGUUGUAACGUUAGCAGGAAUUGCCAUCAGCAUAUUCAAUUGGAUAUUUAUUGACGGAUACGUGAAAAACUUCCAUCAGCUGUUCAUCAAUAUAGUGCUGGCAUUAUGUUUACUCGCCACCAUACUACUCAAGGAGAGAGCAAUUAUCAUGGAUUUAUUGAAUAAACGGAAAUAUAAUGAAAACAAAAUCGUAUAA